Messenger RNA from Penicillium cataractarum, 2112 nucleotides. It is a transcript of the gene xanB, whose product is annotated as isocyanide synthase xanB. Gene Ontology annotation, molecular function: oxidoreductase activity. The record is from RefSeq and is a predicted model, not a curated record. NCBI's taxonomy places the organism in Eukaryota, Fungi, Ascomycota, Eurotiomycetes, Eurotiales, Aspergillaceae. Bases 1 to 2112 code for a protein of 703 amino acids. The transcript has 2 exons.
AUGAUUGCCCCAGCACCUAUUGCCGACAUGGUCACAGACCUCAAUCCACAGAGUCCCACCAAGAAUGGAAUUUUUAAUCUUGAAGAGAGUAAUGCUACCGAUCACAUUCCGAUCGAAUUCUCCACUGACGAUGUGGCACCCCCUUCCGAAUCUGACAUUGCCGAUCCCGAUCUGAUUACCGCAAACGGCAAUCCCUCGACACAACACGCAAAAAAUGCCCUCAACCGCCAGUCUCCACCUGAUUCUCUCUCUAGUACUCCUAUCGACGAUCGCAAAAUGGCAGUUGAUAUCUUGAAGGUGAUUGAGAGUUAUGGCGUUGACUACGAGAAGAAUGGCGGUUCCUGGAAGGGGUUGGAGUCGUUCGUUCCUAUCGUCGUCGAACAAGUGAAGCGCCAGGAACCGAUUCGGAUGAUUCUUCCUGCAUUUCCUUUCAAAUCACCAAAUGCGCGAGACAAAGUCCUGGGUACGAUGCCUGACUUUGGCGAGGAACUGGCGCUUUGCCAUCUGAACGGACUGUGUGAGAACAUCGCCCAAGUAUACGAGCCCGGGGCCAAUGUAUAUAUCAGCUCAGACGGCCUCGUGUACAAUGAUAUCCUUGGGGUUCCCGAUGAGACUGUCUGGGACUAUAGCGAGACACUGCGAAAGAUGGCCGUGGAGAAAGACCUCCGCCAUGUGAAGUUUAUUCGCUUGUUCGAGCUCCUUGAGCAUCCUUGGUUCCAGAGCAAUAACCCAGAGACAGCAAAGGCCUUCUACCUAGCACAUGCUAGCUGUCUACGCCGCGAGCUGAUGUAUAUCUUUGGUGACCCCACGUUCAACGCCGAUAAGGCUAUCAAGACUGACAAUGAUACUUGUCUGACGUACCGCGGGUACAUCAAAUUCCUCACCAAAGAUCUCGCACAUCAAGAAGAGACCCAGACCCUUUCCAAGCGUGCGAGACAGACACAAAUCUCCCAGAUCGCGCGCCAGAUGAUCAUUCGCGGGAAGAUGUUUGCUGCCGCCAUCAAAGCCAAUCGAGGCGACUAUGUUCGAUUAUCUAUUCACGAGUCUGCCGGCGAGAAGAAAUUGUCUGUUUCUGUCAUUCCACAGCUUAGGGGAGCCCUUGGAUUUACGCCAUGGCACGCCUCUGUGGCCAUCGGCCUGGAUGGUUCAUACCGAACAGUCCACGCUGAAGAUGUGCGAGAGACACACGACCUGAUUUAUAAGAACGGCCAGCCAUACUUCUUCCGAGAGAAAUCCGAGAUAUUCGAUUGGUCGAAGGAUGGAAUUUCCGUGAAAUUUGAGCAUUUAUAUCCCUGUGGAGUCAUCAUUCGCCCAGCCGACAUUGAUAAUCUGAACCCGCGACCGUCGAUCAGCGCUAUUCCCAUGAAUAAGGCCAGGAGGAUCUCUAAUAGCAUGUCACCGGUGAUUCUACGUGGCUUUGCAGAGACACUUGAAGAAGAUCUUUAUGUCAAAGCCGGAUCUGAACUUGGCACCAUCCUCCCGUGGAGCUUCGGUAUAAUCCAGAAAGUGCGCGAUGCAGGUCGCUCGGAUAAGAUGGGCAACAACGUUACUUCGAAUGAGCCGAUGCCAAUGCAUUUUGAUGGCAUGUUCAAAUUCGAAGAAAUCACCGAUCCAGUCACAGGGGAAACCAAGAAAGUACAGCGCCCACCGGGUUACCAGUUCUUCACCUGUCCAGCGACCGCCCCGAAAGGCAGCGGAUACACUCUGUUCGCUAGCUCGAGGCUGUUCUUUAGGUAUCUCCCGCAGCCCUGGAAUGCAGAGCGCCUGCAAAAUGUCACCUGGGCCAUGGAUAAUAAUGGUUUCUGGGAUGCGAAAAUGAAGAAUCUCCCACUGCUUGUGAAACACCCAGUCUCGGGAUUACCUUGCCUGAGAUGGCAUCAACCGUGGGACUCCACGAAGACCAAGUUUUCCACUUGCGAUGUGAAAGUUGAAAAUGAAGAACCCAGUCUCGUUCAGAUUAUUGAUCGCAUCACGUAUGAUCACAGAGUCUGCCUUCGCUUUGAGUGGGAAAAAGGUGAUCUUCUAAUCAGUGAUAACACUGCCAUGCUCCACACUCGCACAGGGUAUAUAAGUGACUGUGAUCGUGAGUUGUGGCGCAUUCAUUUUGAUUAG